Molecule: messenger RNA, 1198 nt
Organism: Drosophila melanogaster (fruit fly)
Lineage: Eukaryota; Metazoa; Arthropoda; Insecta; Diptera; Drosophilidae
Gene: Spn38F
Product: serpin 38F
Exons: 4
Coding region: 12-1130 (372 amino acids)
Cellular component (GO): extracellular region
Molecular function (GO): serine-type endopeptidase inhibitor activity
Source: RefSeq, marked reviewed
GAAGUUGUAUAAUGAAGUAUUUGUGCCUGCUUCUUUUGGCCACGUCGGUGUCUUGUCGCUUCACCGACGAUCUCUACCAACUUUUGGCCAAGGAAAAUGCCGACAAGAAUCUCAUUACCUCUCCCCUAUCGGUGGAAAUCGCACUGAGCCUGGCAUACAUGGGCGCCAGGGGAAAGACAGCCCAAGAAAUGAGGGAUGUUUUGAAACUGCCCGACGACAAGAAGGAAGUGGCAGCCAAAUUCAAGGAUCUUCUGAGUAAACUCGAAGGGCGCGAGAGCGUAGCCAUUCUGAGUCUGGCAAAUCGCAUAUACGUUAACAAUAAGUUCAAGCUAGUACCGGAGUACAAUCAAAUGGUAAAGGAUUCCUUUAAGGCUGAAGCGGAAGCAAUCAGCGCUAAUAAUCCCAAGAUAACCGCUUCCAUUGUCAAUAAGUGGGUAGAUACUCAGACGAGUGGUAAAAUCAGAGACUUAGUUAUGCCCAGUGACGUGGCGAAUCUGGUAUUGGUCAUCUUAAAUGCCAUUUACUUUAAAGGCCAGUGGCAGAAAAAAUUUAAUACCGAGCAAACGAAGUCCGAUUUCCAUAUUUCGGAUCAAAAGAGUGUUCCUGUCCAGAUGAUGUCACUAGUUAGGCCAUUUGGGGUUUCAUACGACAGAGAACUAGGUGCCAAUGUUAUCGAGCUGCCCUACAGAAAUUCAAACCUUUCCAUGGUCAUUUUUCUACCGGACAAGGUUGAUGGUCUACCAGAGUUGGAGAAAAAGAUGGUAGGAUUCACUCCAAAACUUAUCAAUAUAAAUGUGCAUCUAAGGCUUCCCAAGUUCAAAAUCGAAUUCUCCGCUCGUCUUGAGCAAGUUCUUAUAGCGAUGGGCAUACAAGAUGCGUUUAAGACGUCUGCUGACUUCAAUGAUCUGGUCGCGAACAGUGGGGCUCAUGUGGGAGGCGUCGUUCACAAGGCGUUCCUAGAGGUUAAUGAGGAAGGUUCUGAAGCAGCGGCUGCAACAGCUGUAGUUUUUCGCUAUAAGAGUAUACGGUCACCGCCAAUGGAUUUUAAUGUCAAUCAUCCAUUUGCCUAUGUCAUUCGCGAUGCGGAAAACAUUUACUUUCAGGGCCACUUCGUGAACCCGGAACUAUAAAAUGUACUUUUUUAUAUCAACAAGACUUUUACCAUAUUGAUUAGUAGAAGUAAAUUGAAUUAUUACAU